UGUCAUAAAAUGUAAUUGUCUGUCUGAUUUAAGUCUGAAUGAGGACACAGUCUGCAGUGUUUGCCAGUCUACAAAGCUGACUGCAUUCCGGCUUGUGGAUUUGGUUUCCAAACAAUAAACGCUUAAUGCGGAUCUAAAAACAAAAAUGUGGUUUUGACAUUUUGCCCACGUAAAGAGCAGCUGAGUGCGGAAGAGAGUUUUAUUCUCGUGAACUCUGGUGUCCUAAUUUUUUUAAAUAAGGCUAUUGAAGAGACAUUUUGCAAUGAGAUUAUAGGAAUUUUUAGCAUACAUAGAGGACUUGUAGAGAAAUUAACUACUUUGCUAAUCAUUUGGCUAAUCUAAGAGCCUGGAACCAGGAGUUUUGUGUUCACUCAGUGGGUUUGUUCUUCACAAACCACAAAACAAAACAAGACUCUCACACUAUUGAACAGAGCCAUACGUGGAGAUUUCUAAGAUUUUACCUUCUAAAACUGAUUUUUUUUUUUUUCCUUCACUGCUCUUGAGAAGCCCACUGAUCUUGCUCAGCUUCGCUUUUGAACCAUAAUGGAUGAAAUCCAUCAGUUUUUUGGUACCCCAGUGCGCUACCGCUCUGACAGCAUUGCCAGCAGUACGACACAGUCAACGGGCAGCAAACUGAUUCUGCGCCAACGGCUCAAUCAGCUAAUGACCUGUGUGGAUGAUCUGGACCCCAGCGAUGAGCUGCAUGAGAAAGUGGCUAAGACUCUGGACAAUGCCUUUGUCAUCUGUGGCAAGAGAGCAAACAAACCAAAGAAACAUAGUUUCAGGUUACACAUUGUGACGUGGAAUGUGGCCACAGCCGAUCCCCCAGAUGAUGUGUCCUUGCUUCUCCAUCUGAAUUCCCCUAAGAGCCCAGACCUCUAUGUCAUUGGUCUGCAGGAGGUGUACUCGGGGCCACUGAGAUUUGUGUCGGACAUUGUGUUUGAUGAUCCUUGGAGUCAUCUGUUCAUGUCCACUUUAGCACCAUUGAGUUAUGUCAAGGUGUCAUCCAUUCGAAUGCAGGGUCUUCUACUGCUCUUCUUCUCUAAAAUGGAGCAUGUUCCCUUCAUCAGAGACAUUCAGGCCACAUACACACGGACAGGCAUUUUUGGCUACUGGGGUAACAAAGGUGGCGUGUCCAUCCGUCUGUCUUUCUACGGACACAUGCUGUGUUUUCUCAACUGCCACUUGGCGGCUCACAUGAAAUAUGCCACAGAGAGAGUGGAUGAAUUUGAGUACAUCAUGGACACACAGAUGUUUAACUGCACUAAAGCUCCAAGAAUUAUUGACCACAGGCUAGUGUUUUGGUUUGGUGACCUCAACUUCCGUAUUCAGGACCAUGGCAUGCACUUUGUCCGCUCCUGUAUAAACAAUCAAACCUACAGCCUGCUAUGGAGCCAGGAUCAGUUGACCAUGAUGAAGAAGAAGGAACAGUUGCUGCAGGAGUUUGAGGAAGGGCCUCUGGACUUUAAGCCCACAUACAAGUUUGACUUAAACUCUGAUACUUAUGACAGCAGGCUCUACAGGACAUGGUUUGCCUUUAAUGGUAAGAAGCGAAAACCCGCCUGGACCGACAGGAUUCUGUGGCGGCUCCAACCUAAAGCCUCACCCCCUGACGAGAGCAGUGAGGAUGUCAGUACGCAGGAGCCAACGGUGGCGGAGCAGCGGGAAGAGGAUGAGGAGUUCCCUCUGAAGAUCAAGCAGGAUUUGUACACCAGCAAGAUGGAGUACAGCAUCAGUGACCACAAGCCUGUCAUUGGUAUCUUCAGCCUGGAACUGAGGAAGAUGUAUGAGAUCCCUCUGGUGCGUUUGCGGGCAGAGGGCGACUGGAGCGCUGACAUUGAUGCCAUGGUCGUCUACAGCCCUCUACAGCCCUUCCCCUCCAGUUCAUGGGACUGGAUCGGCCUCUAUAUGGUCGGAUUCACCAGUAUGUCAGACUAUAUCACCUAUACUUGGGUUAAAGAUGAUGAAGUGGCUUUUAAUGAGGAGCUGAUGCAGGUAUAUGUUAGUAAAGAGGAGAUUCCUGUGCGUGGAGGAGAGUGUGUGCUGUGCUACUACAGUAGUGCUCUGCAGUGCAUCAUUGGAAUUAGUGAACCAUUCAAGGUGCAUGAGUCUAAAGUGGCUGUUGAGGAAGGCCUGGUGCCUGAGAAGAUCAAUGGACUCAACAGAACUGCAGGAGGUGAAGAUGUAUGGAACUGAACGGCGUAUAUACUGUACCUGCAGUGGGAUGUGGACAUGGAUUUUCUGGACCAGAGCAAAGAUUUUAAUAACUUAUGUCAGUGCUUCUUAACCUGCCAGUGAAAGUGCAGAUUAGGGAACACUGCCUGUUCACGUUAUUAUACUCGCUCCUCUAAAGUUACAGCUCUUAAUGUACUUACGUCUAUAUGGUCGGAACAGCUGCCAUUUAGGGCCACACUUUCUCUACAGGCAGGAACCAGAGUUGACUAGAAUCACAGGAAUUCUUUAAACAUUUGUUUUAUAGGGAAAAAAAACACCCCUUACAAAUGUGAAUAGCUACAUAAAACUGGCCUGUUCAUGUUGCUGUUCUUAUUUUACCUGAAGCAUAAUAGAAUAGAGCAAAGUGUGAACAUGAAGUUAUAAGAUGUAACUGAAUGGUUUGACUGAAAUGUGUUGUACCAGAAAAAGUGAUAAGAGUUGAAGGAUACAGGAUCUUUGCAGCCCACUGUGUCAGUUCAUGAAUGGAGACCCCCAAUUUAGGACCAUGUUAAUUGAUGCAAUAUUUAAUUUGUACUUUAUAUUUUUUUUGCUGAAGUUAGUCUAACAACUGCCUUGCUGUGGCUGGAAAAAAUGCUGGAUUGCUGAUUAUUUAAGUUGUCAGUCAAACGUCACCCAACUGCUCUAAAUCAAAAAGGGAAUCAGUUAACACAUCACUCAAUGACCAGAUCAGUUUAUUUACAAAGAAUGAGUUAUAUUGCAGU
Molecule: messenger RNA, 2936 nt
Organism: Sphaeramia orbicularis (orbiculate cardinalfish)
Lineage: Eukaryota; Metazoa; Chordata; Actinopteri; Kurtiformes; Apogonidae
Gene: inpp5ka
Product: inositol polyphosphate-5-phosphatase Ka
Exons: 13
Coding region: 544-2196 (550 amino acids)
Biological process (GO): phosphatidylinositol dephosphorylation; negative regulation of peptidyl-serine phosphorylation; negative regulation of insulin receptor signaling pathway
Cellular component (GO): endoplasmic reticulum; plasma membrane; cytoplasm
Molecular function (GO): phosphatidylinositol-4,5-bisphosphate 5-phosphatase activity; phosphatidylinositol-3,4,5-trisphosphate 5-phosphatase activity; inositol bisphosphate phosphatase activity
Source: RefSeq, a predicted model, not a curated record